Molecule: messenger RNA, 639 nt
Organism: Lottia gigantea (owl limpet)
Lineage: Eukaryota; Metazoa; Mollusca; Gastropoda; Lottiidae
Exons: 4
Biological process (GO): detection of mechanical stimulus
Cellular component (GO): membrane
Molecular function (GO): protein binding; calcium channel activity
Source: RefSeq, a predicted model, not a curated record
UGCAAUCAUCUGACAGCAUUUGGUGGCCAUUUUGAUUUAAUUCCCAAUGACCUCAGUAUUACUGAUGUAGAUGAGUUUUUUAGUUUGAAUGAAAAUCCAGUAGUGGUAAUAUUGAUUGGUGUUAUAUUACUGGUGUAUACAGGGUUAAUGGUAAUAUGUUAUAAAGCAGACCUGAAAGAUGGGAGGAAACGUGGUUUUAUUAAUUUAAAAGAUAAUCGGCCUACUGAUAAACAUAAAUAUGAGAUCACAGUGGAAACUGGUUACAGGCAAGGUUCUGGAACCACAGCUAAGAUUAGUUUUAUUCUACAUGGAGAAGAAGGAAUGUCAGAGACAAGAGAGCUGAUCAGUGAUGAUGAUCAUAUUUUAUUUGAACAGAAUUCUCGUGAUGUUUUCAUAAUGUCCUUACCGGAUAGUUUAGGAAGAUUAUGGAAGGUUCAGUUGUGGCAUAAUAACCAUGGGACGUCCCCUAGUUGGUAUCUUAGUAGGGUUAUCAUUAAAGACCUGUGCAAUGGUAAAAUGUCUUAUUUCCUGUGUGAGAAAUGGUUUGCUGUAGAAGAAGAUGAUGGAAAGGUUGAACGAGAAAUUAUGGUCCUGGAUUCAAAUUUGGGAUUUUCUAGGGUAAACAGCUAUGAUAAUUAA